AUGAGUGAAAGUGAUGGUGACAAAAAUGUGACGCGCCGGGCGCAACGUGCUCCGGAGGCGCGCGAUCACACGAUACGUGACGGAUCCGACACGACAUCGUCGUCGAACUUUAAAAUUAAAGUUCCACCAUUUUCUCCCGAUGACCCGGAGCUGUGGUUCGCGAUGAUUGAAGGUCAGUUCGACGUACAAAAAAUAACGGACGACCACAUAAAAUUCACGAAUGUUGUCACAAAUUUAGACAUUCAGUACGCUAAGUCGGUCAAAGACAUAAUCGUGGCACCUCCUUCAACGGACCGCUACGAAAAAAUAAAACAAGAAUUGAUUAAAAGACUUUCUGCGUCCCACGAAAAGAAAGUAAAACAGCUGUUGAUUCACGAGGAGCUUGGCGACCGGAAACCGUCCCAAUUCUUACGCCAUCUACAGGACCUUGGUGGACAUUCCGUGUCAGAUAAUUUAUUGAAGUCUAUAUGGACUAAUCGGCUUCCUCACAAUAUCCAGACCGUUCUCGUAUCUCGGGACUCCGAUACUUUGGAGCAAUUGGCAGAUCUGGCAGACCGUAUCCAGGAGUUGGCGUCACCGUAUACUGUUGUUGCUAUGUCGACCGGUACUUCGCAGUCUAGUAGCAGUAACGAGAUUGCAGACCUGAAGAAGAUGGUCAAGGAGCUCACACUCAAACUUGAAUCCCAUACCAGAGCCUCAUGCUGUACUACCUCACGCUCCAGACCGCGCGAGCGUAACCGUUCCAGUUCACGACAGCGACAGCGUUCUUCUUCUAACUACAAUAAGCAUCCGUUAUGCUGGUACCAUGCCAAAUUUGGGAAGAAGGCUCACAGAUGCAUUAAGCCUUGUGACUUUGUUGCUGAUAAGGUGGGAAACGCCUUCGGCAGUCAGUGA
Molecule: messenger RNA, 894 nt
Organism: Aricia agestis (brown argus)
Lineage: Eukaryota; Metazoa; Arthropoda; Insecta; Lepidoptera; Lycaenidae
Exons: 1
Coding region: 1-894 (297 amino acids)
Source: RefSeq, a predicted model, not a curated record